AUGUUUACAGGGUGUGGAGUGGUCAGCGGCCAGAACCAGUAUCUUUCCAGAGAUGCCGUCAGGCCCCACCCAGGACUGGACGUGAAUCGAGCGAUACAAAUGGAGAAUGGGGUGGCGUCGGGGACCUGCUCUGUCUAUCAGGAUCAAACUUACUGUAACACAGGUCAGCCAGCUGUGGUAAACAACAGUUCCAAUCUGCUAAAGCCAACAACAGUGCAGGUCCCUCCGCCUGCGAUCAAACUAGGACAGGAAGGGUUCAAGAAAGUCUGUCGGACAGAGGAGGACAGCCCGUGUCCGUUUCCAGGACUGGCCUCAGGGGUGCUGGAGAUGCGCGUGAAGGAGGGAAGUAAGAUCCGCAACUUAAUGGGAUUUGCCAUGGCACGGAUGCAGGGGGAGAAGGGCGUAAGUGGGGGAAGUGUGAGCAGCGAUGGGCUCAGGCAGGUGGUCUUCACCGGGUCAGGUCGUGCGGUCACAAAAACCAUCACAUGUGCCGAGAUCAUGAAAAGAAAAGUGGGCUCGCUGCACCAGCUGACCAAGCUGCGGUACAAGGUGGUGAAAGAGGUGUGGGAGAGUUCUGAAGGAGAGACGUCUGAGAUGACGGUGCACAGGACGGUUCCCUCCAUCAGCAUCCUUCUUUCCAAAGAUCCACUGGAUCCCCAGGAACCAGGCUAUCAGCCCCCAGAAACUCUUAGUGCAUUGUGGGAGGAAAAAGAGGGUGUGGGAAGCGGCGUCUCGCAGACAGCGACAUGCAAGCGACCUCUUGGACCUCUUGGACCUUUGCCAUACAGCAGUUUCCAUCAGUGUAAGCGAGUGUGUUUGGGGGAAGGAGUCUCCGUCCUCCCUCCUCACUGA
Xyrichtys novacula (pearly razorfish) is the source of this 852-nucleotide messenger RNA. NCBI's taxonomy places the organism in Eukaryota, Metazoa, Chordata, Actinopteri, Labriformes, Labridae. The record is from the annotation of a GenBank genome assembly.